AUGUCAGCAAAAGAGAUAUCAUUUCGCGAUGACAAUAUACAGUAUUUUGGCCGGUGGCACUCAUCUACAAACGAAAUACAAAGCGGCUGGCCCGGUGCAUACUUUAGAGUCAUAUUAGAGCAUACGACUUCAGUGCAGUUACAGCUAAGCAAGCCCGCAUCAAUACAAGUGCAAGUAGACAAGGGCCCGCAACUGCACUUUAUCAAUACUACUCACAUCAAGAUACAACAAGGGUUCGAGCAAGAUGGCCCCCAUGAGCUCAAAGUCAUAGCAAUAGAAAUAGAUCCAGCACAAUUAUCUGUAUGUUUGCAAUCCAUUUUGCUCGAUGAAACAGGUAUCACACUGUCUCCCGCUCCCUCAGCGGAGAAGCCACUAGUAGAGUUUGUUGGACAUGAUCUCACAUUAGGCUUGGAGACAUCGCAAACAUUGUUUUCCAGUUAUGCUUGGCUGACAAGUGAUCUAUUGGGAUUGGAGCAUUCACACAUUGCCUACAAAAAGGCUACCUUGAUUGAAGGCAUGGAAUCAAAAUACUUUGAUUGGUCAUUGUUACAUGAUCAAGAACAACAACAAACAACCAAGACCCCUUGGAGUGUGGUGAUCCUAUUGGGCUCAAAUGAUCGUCAAACUGAUUAUGCCUCUGACGAUUACAAAGAUGCCUUGAAUAUGUUUUUGACAAGACUUCGUAAAACACUUUAUGAAGAUGCACCCAUAUUUAUUCUAUCUGAACCACUGGGUGAUAUGUUUCGACCCUCUCAGCAAUCCGUAUUGGAUAUGACGCAUCGAGAUCAGUAUAUCUACUUUAUCGAUACAACCGGGUGGUUGAGAUAUGGCUCAAAUUACUAUAGAGACAGGGGUCAUCUCACUGAUGCAGGCCAUCAACUACUGGCAAAGAAAUUAGCACCCCUUUUGCAAGUCAAGUUGACACAUCCAAGAGAUCCCUUGCCAGGACCACCACCAAACCCCAAUUUACCUGGCGAUUGGCAAACCAUGGACGUAGGACAAGAAAACAGAAUCGGAUUACCAGGCACAGUCUCUGCAGAUUCAGCCUCCACAUUCACGUUAUGGGGAUCAGGUGCUGAUAUUGACAAUGACACGGACGCAUUUCGAUUUGUAUAUCAACCAUUUACCAACCAAGGCACCAUUGAAAGCACAGUUCGAUCGCACUCUGCUUUUGCCAAAUGUGCAAAGGCUGGUAUCAUGAUCCGGGAGCAUUUGGGUCAUGGCUCGCCUCUUAUUAUGCUGGGCAUUUCUCCUGCUGAGGGUAUCUUUGUUCAGAUCAGAUAUGGCAAUUUUGAAUCCACUAAAUUGGUCAAAAAGAUGAGAGCUUCACCUCCUUACCGUCUGCGAUUGGUGCGACAAAGUCAAAACAAUAUGUUUCAAGCUCAAAUUCAACAUGUUGAUAGUGGUGGAAACGAUGCUAUUUGGGAAACGUUUGUAACUGUACCUUUUGUCAUGGCUCGUGAUGUAUACGCUGGUAUUGCUGUUACUAGUUGCGAUACAUCUGUUGUCAGUGUAGCUAAAUUCACAGAGGUGGCUCUGUACCGCAGUGCAUCAUUAACGCUGCAAGAAGAACAACCUAGUGCUGUCCAUUUUCUAAAUCAACAGUAA
Messenger RNA from Mucor velutinosus, 1608 nucleotides. RefSeq lists its product as uncharacterized. NCBI's taxonomy places the organism in Eukaryota, Fungi, Mucoromycota, Mucoromycetes, Mucorales, Mucoraceae. The transcript has 2 exons. The record is from RefSeq and is a predicted model, not a curated record. The coding region runs from base 1 to 1608 and encodes 535 amino acids.